Motacilla alba alba is the source of this 1171-nucleotide messenger RNA. It is a transcript of the gene SOD2, whose product is annotated as superoxide dismutase 2. The transcript has 5 exons. Gene Ontology annotation, cellular component: mitochondrion. Bases 130 to 804 code for a protein of 224 amino acids. Lineage: Eukaryota; Metazoa; Chordata; Aves; Passeriformes; Motacillidae. Gene Ontology annotation, biological process: superoxide metabolic process. Gene Ontology annotation, molecular function: metal ion binding; superoxide dismutase activity. The record is from RefSeq and is a predicted model, not a curated record.
UUUUCCCGAAUUCGGAGGACGGGGGUGCCCGCGGGGUGUGUCACCUGCGGCUCGGCCCCCGCGGCUGGCGCGGAGGGCGGGCAGGCCGCGGCUGCGCCGUGAGAGUCGCACCCGGCUGCAGACGCCGCCAUGUUGUGCCGCUUCGCCGCCGCCAGCAGAAGCAGUGCUAAAUUGGUAGCACCCUUGGGGUGCUUGGUUUCUAGGCAAAAGCACACUCUUCCUGAUUUGCCAUAUGACUAUGCUGCUCUGGAACCUCAUAUUAAUGCAGAGAUCAUGCAGCUGCACCACAGCAAGCAUCAUGCCACCUACGUGAACAACCUCAACGUUGUCGAGGAGAAGUACAAAGAGGCAGUGGCAAAAGGUGAUGUUACAACUCAGGUGUCACUUCAGCCUGCACUGAAGUUCAAUGGUGGAGGUCACAUCAAUCACACCAUCUUCUGGACAAACCUUUCUCCUAAUGGAGGAGGGGAACCUAAAGGAGAAUUGAUGGAAGCCAUCAAGCGUGACUUUGGUUCUUUUGCAAACUUCAAGGAGAAGCUGACAGCUGUAUCAGUUGGUGUCCAAGGAUCAGGCUGGGGCUGGCUUGGCUAUAACAAGGAGCAGGGACGCCUACAGAUAGCAGCUUGUGCAAAUCAAGAUCCUUUGCAAGGAACAACAGGUCUAAUUCCUUUGCUAGGCAUUGAUGUAUGGGAACAUGCUUAUUAUCUUCAAUAUAAAAAUGUUCGACCCGAUUAUUUGAAAGCCAUCUGGAAUGUGAUCAACUGGGAGAAUGUAUCUUCAAGAUAUGCAACUUGCAAGAAGUAGAGGGAAUUCUUGCACAGACUACUAAAAUGUCACCAGUUCUACUCUGAUACCACUCUUGUAGUAGUGCCUGUGGCUUACAAAUGAAUUGUUCUACUGCAGAAAGCACUUCACUCAUCCAACAAAUGCAUUUCAUAAUCAAGCAAAGUGUCUGCUUGUUUAAUUCUGUGAAAGGUAUUUACUUAGAGUUCUGAAGCUUUAAACUGUUGUGCAACAAAGGGAGGCACUUAAAUCUGUUCCAUUGCAUAUAGAAACAUAGGUCACCUUGCUGAAGCCUAAUGGAGUUCCUUGUUGCACUAAAAAACCUAAGUGAAAAUAUGUGCUACUGUUACUAUAAACAAAUAAAACUCAAAAGAAGAAUCUUCUAUAA